GCCUUGGAAACCAAUGUGUAUACCCGGAAGUAGAUCGCGCUGCAUGCACAUACCGUAUAUAUGCCGGCUUUUAUACGGUAUUGGUACAUCGGGGGUAGUUGAUUUGAGGUUUACAAAUAUCUGACAUAGGCUAUAUCUUUAUAGGAUAAUAUUAAAGGAAAAUGGAUUCGGAACUUUCACCAAGGAAGACACUGAAAGAGUACCCUGGUUUGAUGGAAGAUGGACAUCCACUCGCUGCAAAGUCAGCGUUUUGUUUCGUUCCAACAAAAAGAAAUGACCCUGCCGAGAUGAACGCUUUCAACAGUAAAGUGCCGCCCAAGGGUCAUUCCACAUAUGAUCGACUUUUCAAUUGGUCAGAAGGGUAUAACAACAAGCUUCAUCGAUGCGACAGGGAACAUGCCAAAUCCAAAGGACUAACGGUUAAUGAUGAGGAGAAGGAGAAAGUCACACCCACUUUAUCAUCAUCAAACUACGGUCAUAAGCUGGACCAGUUUGCGGAUCCUCCCGGACGUGCUCAUGUCCGCGUCGGCCAUGUUAAAUCCGAAUUCUACAGGCGGACGGGGAUCAACAUUUCCAAAAGUGAAAAUUGAUGGAUGUGCUGCCAGGAUUCUCUUCGCCAUCAGAUGCAGUCUCCUUGAAUGAAUCUGUUAUACUUGAGAUCAAAGGGAAUUGAAUCUUGAACCUUGUGAAAUGACAAUACAUCACUAUUAUACAUGCUGUGCAUGUACUACAUCACAGGAUUAUGGAUAUAUUGAAUUUCAUCAGGUGAACAAGAGCUUCGUUGAAAAGGAGUCCUUUUUGUUUGUCACUUGUCAGGCUGAAUCAUCAAUGAAUUACCCUUUUUAUAGGCUUGAUCAUGUUCUGGGAGGUUCAGUCCUCAAUCUAGGCCCAAAUAGGCUCAUUUGAUCCUAGAGAGACCUGUUCAUCAACUGUUUAUUCAUCAUUUUCUGACUUUUCUCCACUUUUCCCAUCCCGAAGUCAGCGGAACAAUAAACGGUACAUAGACUCAAGUUCUUGGUCUAAUGGAGAUGGUGAAAAUAGGAGUUGAAGUACUUUCCUUUGAAAAACACUUACUGAUCUUUUACUGUAUCUCAAGCUCAAUGUAUUGGAGAAAGUAGAUGAUGUACCUCCCAAUACUGGAGGUGAAUAUCCACCCCCCCUCCCCCCUCCCCGGAAGAAAGAAGUAAUAACAAUGCUGUACAUAAGUAGUUACUUCUUUCGGGGGGGGGGGGGGGGGGGGGCAAAUUACAAUUCAGUGUUUCACAAAGACUUAAUUGUGACAUAUGUCAUCCUUAAAUUCCUAGUUGUAUUAUACAAGACAUUAUCACACAUGGCAUGUAUCAGCUUAUGCUCGUAAACGAGGAAUUGCUAUGUUAUCAUCAUUGACAUUAUGUUUUCAAUGUUUUUUGUGUAUUGGCACUGUCAUAUUUCACACUAAAAAACUUUGUGAAAUGUCCCUCAGAUUUUAGAUUUACAAUACGCAGAAAAACUUUGGUAAGGAAAGGUAUUCUAUCAUUCUUUGUUCAGUCUAGAAAGGGAUAGUAGAAAUGUCAAGUUUUUCAGUUUAUUGAAUACUCGUAUCAUUCUAUUUUGAGCUGGGUGUAAAGCGAGUCUUUCAAACUUCUUUUCAUGUUAUUUAGGAAUUGUAAUAAGAAGGUUCGUGAUUGCCACUCUACAGCAAUAAGCAUUAUAAGCUACAUUACUGAAUAAUGGAGAUACCGGCAGUAACUUAAUUCUACAUUUCAAUCUCAUGAUUGGAAAGAGUGUGAUAUUCCAAUUUUCCAUUUGAUAUGAUUCACAUCUUUAACCAUUUAACCAUUAAUAAGGGAAAUGGGUCUGCAGAAAUUGGGAAAAUUUGUGCAAUUCUUCAGUAAAUAUUUCCACCCCCCCCCCUAAAAAAGAAAGAAAUAAAGCAAAAUAAAGCAUUAUGGAAUAAUUUGACAUAAUGUGAAUGUGAUGCGAUUACUUUUUUUCUUAAUCAUCUCAUAUUAUCAUGCCAUGAAAUUAAAAAAGGUUUCCCACACUUUUCAUUAGUCAUUUUAGAACUUUCAAUACCGUAAGAAUAUACACAUGAUCAAGGAAAAAUCAAAAUGUAGUUGCAUGCAUGGAAAAUUAAAAAAAAAAUCAUUUUGCUACAUGAAUAAGAUGAUUGUCAAAGUGUUUUCCCUUUUCAGGGGGUCAGGGUCAUUACUGAUCAUAGUUGAAAAUGGAAAAUAAAAAACUUUAGUUUUCAUGUAUACAUACAUGUUUUCCUUUCAUUGGAAUUGUAGCUUUUAUAAGUUUAUUACUUUAUCAUUAUCAAUAUUCAUCAAGUUCUAAUAAUACACAUAAUUCUUUAUUGGAUAAAUUUUCCCAUUUUGAAAGUAUUCAUUAUUUUCUAGUAUUUCAUCUUCGAAGUAUGUGAUGUAUUUUCUGGUCAGUGCACAGAAACAUUGUUUAUCCUUUGUACAUACUGGUAUAGUAUAUUUUUCAUGUUUGAUGCAAUGAAUUUUAUCAAUAAAAUGUAUUAAUUUUGACAAUGAAAAUACUUAUUUUAUCAGUAA
Lytechinus pictus (painted urchin) is the source of this 2543-nucleotide messenger RNA. Its product is annotated as cilia- and flagella-associated protein 90-like. Lineage: Eukaryota; Metazoa; Echinodermata; Echinoidea; Temnopleuroida; Toxopneustidae. The transcript has 3 exons. The record is from RefSeq and is a predicted model, not a curated record. Bases 162 to 590 code for a protein of 142 amino acids.